Molecule: messenger RNA, 2457 nt
Organism: Marasmius oreades (fairy-ring Marasmius)
Lineage: Eukaryota; Fungi; Basidiomycota; Agaricomycetes; Agaricales; Marasmiaceae
Exons: 10
Coding region: 1-2457 (818 amino acids)
Cellular component (GO): nucleus
Source: RefSeq, a predicted model, not a curated record
AUGGAUAUCUUCAAUCGAACCCCUGCGGUCUCAGACGAGACGCUGAAAUACGUUCUCUAUCCACAGCAUGCUGACAAGACGUCUGCAACCACACUUGUCGCAUGCAUUCAUUCCUUCGUGGACUCCCUGCUUCCCGCAGCGUUCUUGUGGCAUCGUGAUUCUUUUGCAUUCAAGGUCGCGCUCGACUCAAACACCCAAGGAUGGUUUCUCGAAGGACGAAUGAGGGUCGGAGACUGUGUUGACGAUGAAUGGUGUGUCGUAUGGCUGUUGAAAGAAAUCAGUUCAAAAUGGGAUCUUGCUAUCCGUGUUAAUGACACCGAUGGGGAGUUUUUGCUCAUUGAAGCUGCCGACUCGCUUCCAUCAUGGGUGACACCUAGCAAUUCCGAAAACAGGGUCUGGAUCUACAACUCCCAGUUCCAUCUUAUAGAUCUCAAGCAUGUUUCCCCACCAUCUAAAUUCCCUCGGGUCCAUCGUUCCGCACAUGAUAGUGACGAUGAAGGUGGUGCCAUAGAGGACUUUCUGGCUGUUGACGAUGCUUUAAAGCUUCUUCGUGAUCCGCUUACGAACACGACUGCCCCACCUGAAGUUGCGAGCCUGGUAUGGCAGCGGGUCGCCCAUUACCCCUCUGCUGCACGAAGUCAUGUUCAUUUUGCGAAGGCAUACAUUCCCGAAGACGUAGCGAGAGCUUUGCAUGCCGAUGCGCCGUUGGUGCAGAAAGCGGUGGAAGCGUUCUACACCCGUGACGCUAUGCAAUUGCGCGUAGCACACCGAAUGAGCCGGUUUACGCCAAGCACAUCCGUGUUAACCACAGUCAGAAUGACGAGAGCUGCCUAUGCUCAACUUGAAGGCCAGAAAUUCUUCCCGCCAAAGGCUUUUGGACAAUGGCAGGAGAACGAAUACACAAAAGAAUGGCGAUGGCGGGACAUCGGAAUGAAAAUAGCUGUCGGUUUUGAAAUGCUGUAUCAGGAGUCAAAGGGACGGUCGCAAUCGAUCAACAGCAGUCCUGAAGGGCUGAAGUCGUUGUCGCAAUCUAUAAGGGAAAAUCUCGAAAGGAACCCACAUUAUCGGUCAUAUUUGGAGAAACUGACAUCCCUCCAGUACUUCAGAGGCGAAAUGAAGGGCUCGCAGCGUUGGAACGAGCUGGAAGAGAAGGCCACCUCUGUCUUCUUAUAUUCUCAAAAGCAGGACGAGGUAGCAAGACCGUCCUUUGCUGCUUUAGUCUCUUCCGCAAUUUCUAGGGCUCCUGAACCCUUACCGUUCACCUCGCACAACGAGGACAACGACGACUGGCUGAAUAUAGAUACCAGUAGUGUUGAUGAUAUGCUUGCCAGAAGAUCAUCCAAGAACCCUUUGUAUCCGGAUGCUAUGCAAGUAGACGACCCACCUGAAAUGACUGCCGAAGAUCGCGUCACCUCUGCGCAAGCAUCCAAACUACGCAACCUGGCUGCCCAAGUCGAGGAAUUCAUUGAAGGUGAAGGCGAUUUGGAAGGUGCAAGAUUCAAGGAUGAACUAUUCUCUGACGAAGAGAUGAGCGACGCUGAGACCUCAGAGGAAGACCAAGAUGGAAAAUUUGGAGACGAACAGCGCCAAGCUGACAUGGACACGUUAGUUCCCGGAUUGGAGCCCUCAGAAUACGGAAAAAUGCCUGCAUCAUUCUAUAGCAAUUCUCAAAAGGUACCUGAAGCAACAAUUCAAACUGACGUUGUGAGCGAUAAUGUGCCCCGCUCACAACCUCCCGGGUGGGCAUCUCCCAGGAAGCCGAUUCGGAAGCCGAUUCUUCCUCGUGACAGAUUUGAAGGGGUGGAUUCGGAUGACGAGACUGAUGAGGAUGAUGAACCAGAGGAAGAGGACGAAGAAGACAACCCCCAGGUGAUUGGCGAGGUUGAAGUCGACAUGGGUGAAGAGGAGGACGAAUUCUUGGAAUUCUCAAGACAAGCUCUCGGUAUCAGUGACGAUCAAUGGAACAGCAUAUUGCAGGAUCGAAGAGAUCGAGGUGCGUAUGUCCCAAAAUCUACAUCAAAAAAAACACAGACUACAGAGGUACCCUCUUCAUUCAAAGAGGGUGGGAAGGACAAGAUUGAAUCCAAUCCCUCAACUCAACUCAACCCGAAUCUAGAUUCUUUUGAAGCCCUCAUGAAAGCCAUGGACGCUGAAUUACGCCGUUCAACUAAUGGCUUCGAUAAAGAGGAUGAAUACAAAUUCGAUAAAGGGAAGAGCAAGGCUUCGGUCGCCAACGAUGACGACGAUAUAGAAGCAAUGAUGGCUGAGGAACUCAAAUCUGCGUUGGAACGUGACAACGAGGAUGAGGAUAGCGAAAUGGGAAAUGCGGCCGUCGACUAUAGCCUGAUUAAAAAUUUCUUGGAGAGCUUCAAAAGCCAAGCAGGUUUGUCUGGGCCAGUCAGUACUCUCGCUGGCCGCCUGCAGCCAGAUUGGAAGCUCCCUAGAGAUGAUACAUAG